AUGUCACACAGGGAGGAGGAGGCCCCCAGAGGGAGGGAGCCAGCAUGCCUGCUGUGUCAGCAAUCAGAGGCUGACCUGGACAUCUGUGGGGAAAAACUCUUCAUACAUGGGCUCUGUGCCCACGAGUUCUGCCUGUUUUUUGCCACCAACUUUCCUGACCGCCCGGUUCAUCGAGGAGGACUCUGGUGUCUUCCCUCAUGGGAGAUCCGAGCUGUAGUCUCCCUGGCGGCUCAGCAGAUCUGCUGCAUCUGUGGCCAGAGAGGGGCCACCAUUUCCUGCUGUAGAAGAAACUGUGACCUGAGCUUCCACCUGCCCUGUGCCAAGCAGGGAGGCUGUGUCACCCAGUUCUGCAGACCAUUCAGGGCCUUCUGCCCCGCACACAGCCCAGAGCAGGCAGUGGAGGCGACACCAGAGCCAGGCACCCAAUGCCUCAUCUGCUUGGAGCCUGUGGAGGACAGAAAGACCUUCAACACCCUGGUGUGCCCAGCCUGCAAAACCGCCUGGUUCCACAGGGACUGCAUCCAAGGACAGGCUCUGCAUGCUGGUCGUUUCUCCUUCCAGUGCCCCCUCUGCAGAAAUGAUGAGGCAUUUAUAAGAGAUAUGUUCACCGUGGGGAUCCAAAUCCCCUUGAGACCACCAUCAUGGGAGGGCUUUAAUGCAUUCGAUGAGCUGGGAGACAGACACAGGCACUGUGAUGCCAGUGAGUGCCUUUUUCCAGGAGGCAGGCACGAGGCAGAGGAGGAGGGGCCCUGGCAAUUGCUCCUGUGCUCCUCCUGUGCUGCCGAGGGCACUCACAGACGCUGCUCUGGCCUGAGGAACAGCAUAACCAGAUGGGAAUGUGAUGGCUGUGCUGGUCUGGGCACAGGUAACAGGCAAAGCACCCUGGCUCCCGAGAUGAGUCAGAGCUUGCUGGUGUCAGCGUGGCCAGACAGUCAGGAUUGGAGCCUUCUGAUGGCUCCAGGGAACCCGAGACCGUCAGCCCCAACACAGGCAGCCUGGUGCUAUCAGGGCUGUCUCCCAGUUCUGCACCACUGGAGACCAUCAGCCCCAGCCCCAGCAUCCAGGUGCCAUCCCCUGGAUCUUCAGCACCACAGACCAGCAACCACCAUACCAACCCCCAGGCAACAUCGGAGCAGUCUCUGCAAUCUCCCUCACAAGAGACGAGCAGCUCCAGCCCUGACAGUCAGGCAACAUCGGGGUCAUCCCAGAGCAGCUUCCCAGCAACUGAGGACAGCAGCUGCUCCAGCAGUCAGGGGCCUGACCGCCGGCAAAACCACCCCCGUCGGCAACGUUGGGCCCAAAAUCCACACCUUCGGUCCAGAAGUCCCCUGGACAGGACUCAUGUGCCAGCACCAAGUCCUGGGAGGCGCAGGCCCAGGCAGAGACCAUCAGGGACAUCCCGCAGGCAAAACCGCUCCCGCCUGCAACGUCCAACCCCAAAUCCAUCCGGCUGGUCCAGAAGUCCCCAUGGCAGGACCUGCACACCAGCACCAAGUACUGGGAGGCGAAACCCAAGGGAGACAGCAGCCAGGACUUCCCAAAGGCAACACCACUCCCGCCAGCAGCGUCGGACGCCGAACUCAUCCAGCAGAUCCAGAAGUCGCCAGGACAGGAGCCGUGUUAGAGCACCAGGUGCUGCCAGGCGCACUCACCGGUGGGACGGUGAGACAGGGACCCACCGCUGACACGUCCCAUGUCACACAGGGAGGAGCAGGCCCCCAAAGGGAGAGAGCCAGCAUGCCUGCUGUGUCAGCGAUCAGAGGCUGACCUGGACAUCUGUGGAGAGAAAAACUUCAGAUAAAUGGGCUCUGUGUCCACGAGUUCUGCCUGUUUUUUGCCAGCCACCUUCUUCAGCACAAUGAUGGUCAAGUAGGACUCUUUGGCUUUCUCCCAAGGGAUAUCCUAGAUGUAGUUUCCUGGGUGGCACAGAAGGCCACCAUCAUGGGGGAGCUUUAAUGCAUUCGAUGAGAUGGGAGACAGACACAGGCACUGUGAUGCCAGUGAGUGCCUUUUUCCAGGAGGCAGGCACGAGGCAGAGGAGGAGGGACCCUGGGAACUGCUGCUGUGCUCCUCCUGUGUUGCCAAGGGCACCCACAGACACUGCUGUGGCCUGAGGAACAGCAUAACCAGCUGGGAAUGUGAUGGCUGUGCUGGUCUGGGCACAGGCCUGGAGUGAUUUUGGGGUCCCAAGCCAGGAAUUGCGGAUCCCAUUCCCAGCAGGACGCUCCCACCAGAAUACUGGGAUGCUCCCAUGGGAACACUGGGAUCCAGAGGGUCGGGAAGGAGGGAUUUUCCCGGGAUUCCCCCCUACUCGUGGUGGGCGAUGAGCAGCAUCAUGGCCAUGCCUGCCAGCAGCUGCAGCAGCACCGGCCCCUGGCC
This is a messenger RNA of Chiroxiphia lanceolata (lance-tailed manakin), 2379 nucleotides long. Its product is annotated as G2/M phase-specific E3 ubiquitin-protein ligase-like. Bases 1 to 1767 code for a protein of 588 amino acids. Gene Ontology annotation, cellular component: nucleus. NCBI's taxonomy places the organism in Eukaryota, Metazoa, Chordata, Aves, Passeriformes, Pipridae. The record is from RefSeq and is a predicted model, not a curated record. The transcript is spliced from 14 exons.